Messenger RNA from Ostreococcus tauri, 1062 nucleotides. Its product is annotated as SET domain. NCBI's taxonomy places the organism in Eukaryota, Viridiplantae, Chlorophyta, Mamiellophyceae, Mamiellales, Bathycoccaceae. The record is from RefSeq and is a predicted model, not a curated record. The coding region runs from base 1 to 1062 and encodes 353 amino acids. The transcript has a single exon. Gene Ontology annotation, molecular function: protein binding.
AUGAAUCAGACAUUCAUCGCCUGUUUCUUCUCACCUCGCACGCGAACGCGCGCGCGGGCGAACGCGGAGGCGAUCGCGCGCGCGGCGAUGGACGUGACGCACGUUGAGCGAACGCGCGCGGUCGCGAGGGCGCUCGUGGCGGACGUCGGGCGCAUGGCGCGGGCGCUUCGCGCGCGCGGCGCCGCGACGCGGGACGCGGGACGACGCGCGACGACGGAGGCGUACGGGCAUCACUGUUAUCUCGACGCGUCGACGAUCGGUGCGGCGGCGGGGACUGGGGUGUUCGUUCGAGGGAACGUGGGCGCGGGACGGGUGGUGGCGACGUAUCCGGGGUUGACGUACGUCGGCUCGGCGGUUCGGUACAUGAAGGGAUACCCGCGCGUGGGGGUGAAUAACGAGUACCUGAUGGCGAGGAGCGAUGGAUGCGUGAUCGAUGGGAAGCCGUGGGGACGCGGGAGCGACGAGGGCGACGGGUUCGGCGAUUGGCCGGGAUCGCCGGUGAAGCUCACGGAGGAGGAGGAGAGAGAGGCGGAUGGCGGAAGUUUCUUCACGCGAUUACUCCGACCGAGGCUGCCGAGAGAACGCAGAGAGCGUUUACUCGCGGAGUGCAUGUCGUUAGAGCGAGAUAAUCCAUACGCGUGCGCGCACUUUGCGAACCAUCCGCCGGAGGGAACGUCGCCAAACGUCAUCGUGGCGACUGUCGACAUUCCGUCAGAUCCGGAUACGCGACGUUAUGUGCCUAAUGUAAACAUCGAGCCCGACGACGGGGACAAGAGUAGUGAGAGUGUGUGGAGUAUCAUUCGUGACGGCGAACGCACGAUUGGUGAGCGCGUACGUGACGUUUCCGCAUCGUUAUUCGGGGAAGAUGCCGAUAAGCCAAAAGCAAAAUCUACCGAGCCGACAUCCGGCGACGGAUCGAUCCGGACCUUAGUUCUCGUCGCCACCCGAGAUAUCGAAGACGGUGAAGAGAUCUUUUUAAAUUAUAGACUCUCCACCCACGUGACGCCACCGUCGUGGUACACGCGCGUCGACCCCGAGGAGGACGACAGACGCUGGGCGUGA